Brugia malayi is the source of this 177-nucleotide messenger RNA. RefSeq lists its product as uncharacterized. The coding region runs from base 1 to 177 and encodes 58 amino acids. The transcript is spliced from 2 exons. Lineage: Eukaryota; Metazoa; Nematoda; Chromadorea; Rhabditida; Onchocercidae. The record is from RefSeq and is a predicted model, not a curated record.
AUGCAAACAUAUAUACUAACAAUAUCAAAAACAUUAGAUGAAGUAUUUAUCAGUAAUACAUCAUCCAGUUCAAUUACAUUACAUAGUGAAGAAAAUAAAUCAAAACAAUCUGUUUGUAUGACAACAACAACAACAAAAAAACAACAAAACCCAAAUGAAGUAAACAAUUGGAAAUGA